GCGGGUCCCGGGAGGGCGGAUGGUCUCCCCGCCCCCCGCCCUCCGCGCCGCCCCCUCGUCCCGCAGCUGGCACGCCACUGCUACUCCCGAAGGGCUUUCAAAGGGGCGUCUGGAGAGGACCCCGCGGAUGCCCACGUGGCGAGGAGCCCCGGAGCCUGCCCGGGUUGUCCCGGCCUGCGGGGAACAUGGGCGUGCUCAGGGUCGGACUGUGCCCGGGCCUCACCCAGGAGAUGGUCCAGCUUUUGGGGAGCCGCGGGAUCAAGACAGUGGUGGACUUGGUUUCUGCAGACCUGGAGGAGGUAGCCCAGAAGUGUGGCUUGUCUUAUAAGGCCCUGGUUGCCUUGAGGCGGGUCCUGCUGGCUCGGUUCUCCGCUUUCCCCUUCAAUGGCGCUGAUCUCUAUGAGGAACUGAAGACCUCCACUGCCAUCCUGUCUACCGGCAUUGGCAGCCUGGACAAACUGCUCGAUACUGGUCUCUAUACUGGAGAAGUAACUGAAAUCGUAGGAGGCCCAGGUAGUGGCAAAACCCAGGUAUGUCUUUGUGUGGCUAUAAAUGUGGCCCAUGGCCUGCAGCAAAACGUCCUAUAUGUUGAUUCCAGUGGAGGGCUGACCGCCUCCCGCCUGCUGCAGCUACUUCAGGCUAGAACCCAGGAUGAGGAGGAGCAGGCAGGAGCUCUCCAGAGGAUCCAGGUGGUACACGUGUUUGAUAUCUUCCAGAUGCUGAGUGUGCUGCAGGACCUUCGAGGCACCGUGGCCCAGCAGGUGACCAGUUCUUCAGGGACUGUGAAGGUGGUGGUCGUGGACUCGGUCACUGCGGUGGUCUCCCCACUCCUGGGAGGUCAGCAGAGGGAAGGCUUCGCCUUGAUGAUACAGCUAGCCCGAGAGCUGAAGACCCUGGCCCGGGACCUGGGCACAGCAGUGGUGGUGACCAAUCACAUUACCCGAGACAGGGACAGCGGGAGGCUGAAACCUGCCCUUGGGCGCUCCUGGAGCUUUGUGCCCAGCACCCGGAUUCUGCUGGACACCAUCGAGGGAGCAGGAGCAUCAGGAAGCCUGCGCACUGUGUGUCUGACCAAAUCUCCUCGGCAGCCAACAGGUCUCCAAGAGAUGGUAGACAUUGGGACCUGGGGGACUCCAGAGCAGAGCCCCGAGUUACAGGGAGAUCAGACGUGACUGGUGCUGUUGAUUAGGAAGCAGGGAGGCAGCGAGGCCCGCCAGCUUUCCUUCCCAGGAAUGCCUGCUGUUUACUGCCACCCAACACUUGCACUGCAGAAGUUCUCAGGCUGGCCAGAAGAGGCAUCUCAGUGUCCUCAGCUUCACUCUCUGGACGCAUAUGAAGCUACAGGCGAAAGAGGAUGCUGCGGUGGGAGGGCCCAGAAUUCAUGCUGGUGCCAUGUUUCUUUCCCUUGUUUCUACCAUGUAUGUUUCCAGUGGGAGCCCAGUUCACCCUGGCUUGGGGCAUCUGUGAAGAAGCAUGUUAGUGACUGGGUAGAUAACCCUGUGUGUCACCGUUGUGUCCUGUGCUCCAUCCUGGCACAGAGACCAAGCCAGGAAGCCUGUAGCUUACCUUUGCUUCUCUCUCUCUCUCUCUCUUUUUUUUUUCUUUUUGGCCUCUGCUUCUCUAUCUGUAAAAUGGGGAGCCACUGUCCCCUUAGCUCUAUCUCUGAGUUACUGGGUGGAGAUAACCUUAUAAAUACAAAACUUCAUCAACUAUGUUCUGCUCUUAAAAAUAUAAAAAGAAAAUUCCC
This is a messenger RNA of Propithecus coquereli (Coquerel's sifaka), 1747 nucleotides long. It is a transcript of the gene RAD51D, whose product is annotated as RAD51 paralog D. The transcript has 10 exons. Gene Ontology annotation, biological process: reciprocal meiotic recombination; double-strand break repair via homologous recombination; DNA strand invasion. NCBI's taxonomy places the organism in Eukaryota, Metazoa, Chordata, Mammalia, Primates, Indriidae. The record is from RefSeq and is a predicted model, not a curated record. Gene Ontology annotation, cellular component: Rad51B-Rad51C-Rad51D-XRCC2 complex; replication fork; centrosome. Gene Ontology annotation, molecular function: ATP-dependent DNA damage sensor activity; ATP binding; ATP hydrolysis activity. The coding region runs from base 186 to 1172 and encodes 328 amino acids.